Molecule: messenger RNA, 1337 nt
Organism: Lactuca virosa
Lineage: Eukaryota; Viridiplantae; Streptophyta; Magnoliopsida; Asterales; Asteraceae
Source: the annotation of a GenBank genome assembly
AAAAAGUGCAUUUUGAGUACAAUUUUUUUUUUCCGUAUUCGCCGUUCUCUCUUCUCUUUACUACUGCAGCACCACUGCCGCCGGUGAUGGAGUGUUGACGGAAUCAUCCCACUUAUGACAUCCCUUUCUCCAAGUGUAAAUAUACACGAAAACCGAAAGAGAAGAAAGAAAUGGAGAGAGUUUGUGUAACAGGAGCAGGAGGUUAUAUCGCGUCAUGGGUUGUCAAGCUCUUGCUCUCCAAAGGUUACAUCGUCCAUGGCACUGUAAGAGAUCCAGGUAAUGAGGAAAAAAAUGGUCAUUUGAAGAAACUUGAGAAUGCUGGAGAGAGGUUGCAUCUCUUCAAGGCCGAUCUGUUUGAUUAUGAAGGCCUCUGUGCUGCAUUUGCUGGUUGCACUGGGGUUCUUCAUAUCGCAUCUCCUGUUCCUGGUACACUUAAGUUUGAUGAUCCUCAGACGGAAAUCCUCGAUCCAGCUAUAAAAGGAACACGAAACGUAUUGAAUGCAUGUUUGGAGGUUAAAGUAAAAAAGGUUGUGGUUGUUUCCUCGAUGGUUAGUGCUAUGUUAAAUCCUGAAUGGCCACAAGGCCUUGAAAUGGAUGAAAGUUGCUGGGCGGAUGUAGAAUAUUGCAAAACCAACGAGAGAUGGUAUGCUUUAUCCAAGACUCUAGCCGAACGUGAGGCUUUGGAGUAUGCCAAAAAGGUUGGAUUGAACGUUGUGACUAUUUGUCCAUCAGGUACCAUUGGGCCAAUGUUACAAUCAACAGUAAACGCUAGUAGUUUGCUUCUCUUGAGCUACAUAAAAGAUCUCGACGGAAGAAGUGAUGGAACAAAAAAGACGGAUGAUGCAGAACGGGCUGUUGUAGAUGUACGUGAUUUGGCCAACGCAAUUGUCUUGUUGUAUGAAAAACAAGAAUCCGAGGGGAGAUAUAUAUGCUCUUCAUACUCUCUUAUGACAAGGGAGUUUGUUGCAAAGGUGCAAAACAUAUUUCCUGACUAUGAUUAUCCCAAAAAUUUUACAGAACCAAACAAAACUGAACGUGCGAUAUUCAACACGAAGAAGUUGUUAAAUUUGGGAUGGAAUUACAGGCCAUUGGAGGAAACCAUUGUAGACUCGAUCGAGAAUUAUGAAGAAGCCGGUUUAUUGAAUACAGAUGGCAUAUCCCUUAACAUAAAGUUUUGAAUCUUCUCACAUCUUUAUGUUCGAAUUCACAGUUUUAUAGCGUGCCUAAAAAAAUAAAUGAAACAAUAUCCUUAUUUUAUGAAUAAUAACUAAAUAACCUUUUGAAUCCUAAACCAUAGGGUGGAUGAGCAUGGGACAAUUUUUUUUUUUUUUUUUUUU